GGCAAUCAAGACAUCAAGGCCGCAAGUGUGAUGAGCGAGAAUAUGGAGUUGAUGCAGGCGCGGGCCGAGAAGCUCAGUCGGAUGACGAACCAAACGGAAGGGAUGCAACAGCGGGCGAUGGAUUUCGCAGCGGCCGCCAAGGCGUUGGCCGAACGGGAAAAAAGAAGGAAAUGGUGGGAGCUUUGACGAGAAGAUGCUGCAGCGCAGUGAGCCUGGUCUUAGAUGAUUGAAUCACAGGGAAAAGGAUGAGCCAGCGCAAAGAAUGUAGAGUUAGUUUUAUGAAUUCCCGUGUUGUCUAGUGCAAACAGUUGCCUGAUUUUUUAAAACCAUGUUUUGGGGAUGUGCUUCAAUUACGACGUACAGCGGUGGAGCGCUGAAGAAGCCCGCUCUCAAACCAAAAGAUGGGAAAUGAGAGGCUUUACAUGGAACCCCUGUCCGCCCACUAGGCCGAGGCAGCGAAGAGGCUAUGGAUGUCAAGGUUUUAAGUGUAUAAAUGAGGAGCGAUGGGCAAUCACAUGGGAAAGAGGAGGACGCUUGGGUGCCUACGGAGGGAUUUUCCUCAUCUAGGACUCAUCGCGAUGAUGGUGGGG
This is a messenger RNA of Nannochloropsis gaditana CCMP526, 590 nucleotides long. RefSeq lists its product as uncharacterized. Bases 340 to 567 code for a protein of 75 amino acids. The record is from RefSeq and is a predicted model, not a curated record. The transcript has 2 exons.